Molecule: messenger RNA, 1002 nt
Organism: Ostreococcus lucimarinus CCE9901
Lineage: Eukaryota; Viridiplantae; Chlorophyta; Mamiellophyceae; Mamiellales; Bathycoccaceae
Exons: 2
Biological process (GO): protein deubiquitination
Molecular function (GO): cysteine-type deubiquitinase activity
Source: RefSeq, a predicted model, not a curated record
ACGACGCGCGCCCCGGUCGGUCUGCGCGGCAGCCUCAACAUGGGGAACACGUGCUUCCUCUCGAGCAUAUUGCAGACGCUCGUCUCGACGGCACCGGUGGUGGAAUAUUUCUUGCGCGAAAACCACGCGCGGCGCGCGGGGGGAUGCGAGAUAGACGAUUGCGUGGCGUGCGCGUUCGACGAGUACGUGAGCAAGGCGUACGACGACGCGCGGGUGGCGACGUCGAGCGCGCCUUCGACGGCUUCGACGGCGCUCGUGGCGGGCGAGUUGUUGUACGCGUGGUGGGUGAACGAACCAUCGAUGGCGAAGGAGCAGCAACAGGACGCGCACGAAUUUUUUCUCAGCUUUUUAUCCGUGGCGCACGCGAACGUGUUGGGGAGGUCGAUACGACCACGCAAGAAACGCGCCGAGGACGCGGCGACGUGUGAAUGCGUCUUUCACACCGCAUUCGCGGGCGUAUUGCGAUCAGAUAUCGCGUGUGCGUCGUGCGGCGCUUCGACGACGACGCGCGAGGCGACGACGGGCGUUUCGCUCGACGUGCCUCCGGCGACGAAAUCGUCGCGAGUGAGCCUGAUGGAGUGCUUGAGCAAUUUCACCGCCAUGGAGACGAUCGAAAACACGUCGCGUCGAGUGUGCUCGGCGUGCGCGGUCGUCAGCGAAUCGCACGGCAAGCAGACCCGCUUUGAACGCGUUCCGAAAAUCUUAAAUUUUCACUUCAAGCGCUUCGAGGGCGACUUCAAGUCGAUGCGCAAGAACGACAUUCACGUCGACUUCCCGUUCGACCUGGACAUGUCGCCUUAUCACGCGCAUGAUUGCAAGGAAACCAACCACGACGCCGCGUACGAGUUGUACAGCGUCGUCCAACACAGCGGAGUCCUCGAAGGUGGACAUUACGUGGCGUACGUGAGGCGAGACGGUGCCUGGUUCCUGUGUGACGACGCUGUCGUGCGCGAGGCCGAUGAGAACGAGGUGAAAUCAUCGCAGGCGUUCAUGUUGUUCUAU